Messenger RNA from Knipowitschia caucasica, 1080 nucleotides. The record is from the annotation of a GenBank genome assembly. NCBI's taxonomy places the organism in Eukaryota, Metazoa, Chordata, Actinopteri, Gobiiformes, Gobiidae.
AUGGAGAAGAAGCAACUUGGGACCGUCUCCGGGGUGCUUCAAAUAAAGCCCGCUAGGCUGUCCGUCCCAUGUCGCAUGUCAUGCUGCACGUUCAUGGCUUUGACUUGUAUCAAAAGAAACUCGUCCUUGUCAGAGGAAAGUCAGGCCUCUGUUUGUGUGAUGGACAGCCACAACUCCGUGAAGCUGAUCAAGUUCGCGGACGACACCACCCUCAUUGGACUCAUCUCCAACAACGAUGAGUCCGCCUACAGGAGGGAGGUGGACCGGCUGGUGUCCUGGUGCAGUGGUAACAACCUGGAGCUGAACGCCCAGAAGACAGUGGAGAUGAUUGUGGACUUCAGGAAGAGCACUGUCCCCCCACCCCCACCCUCCGUGAUGGACUCCCCCAUCACCUCUGUGGAGUCCUUCCGUUUCCUGGGCACCACCAUCACCCAGGACCUCAAGUGGGAGCCGACCAUCAGCUCCCUCAUCAAGAAGGCCCAGCAGAGGAUGUACUUCCUGCGGCAGCUCAGGAAAGCCAAGCUGCCUGCACAGAUGUUGGUGCAGUUCUACACGGCCAUCAUCGAGUCCAUCCUCACCUCCUCCGUCACCGUGUGGUUCGCUGGAGCCACAGUCAGGGACAAACAGAGACUACAGCGCAUUGUGCGCUCUGCAGAGGAAGUGAUCGGCCGCAGCCUUCCAUCGCUGCAGGACCUCCUUCUGUCGAUGCAUACGGUGCUGGAGGGGAGGCUGGAGACUGCAGGAGGGUUGAAGGAGAAUGGAGAGGGUGCUAUACAAGUGUUUUACGUCCUGAGCACCGCUGUCCCCUGGGAGCCUCCCGUCGCGCCUGGUCGCACAGCGCAGACACGUCACAUUGUCACAGGAAACAUAUACGAGCCCCGUGCAGAACCCAGGGUCACAUGUGCGAGGGCCGGAGAGAGAGCCGGGUGUACACAGCCUUGUGACCCUCCGCUGGACGGAUGUGCCAGCGCAGAUCGAUUCAUAGUGUGCGGGAUAUGGCCUGUAUGGGAGCAGGUGAUAAGCAGCCUGGAGGAGACAGAUCACCCAGAAUGGUGCAUGGUCCCAGUGUUGGAGGCCUGA